Molecule: messenger RNA, 1518 nt
Organism: Trichoderma citrinoviride
Lineage: Eukaryota; Fungi; Ascomycota; Sordariomycetes; Hypocreales; Hypocreaceae
Exons: 1
Coding region: 1-1518 (505 amino acids)
Source: RefSeq, a predicted model, not a curated record
AUGUCCUCCCAGGGCCAGGUUCAAAGUCAAAAGCCCACACAGACGGAAAGCCAGGAUAAAGGAUGCUCCUGGGCAAAGCUGCCCCCGGAGCUGAGAAACAUGGUCUUCGACCACGUGGAAGAGUCGAUACAGGCCGGCAAAACAAAGGCGUCUGUUUGUGCCUCAGUUUCCAAAGAAUGGCACAGACGCUUCGAGCCCCAAGUCUUCCGGCGACUGACGCUGACGUUGGGCAAUCUCCACGAGCUGGAGACAAUCGUUACCGGGAGGCGGCAGUCGUAUGUUCGACACAUCUGGUUCCGUUUUGAGAAGCAGGGACGACCAAUACGCAAUGAGUUUCGGCCCCAGGUAGAUUGCUCGCUCUUCGAGGCGGCAAUAUAUCAGCUCUUCCUCAUCCUGGGAGACUGGCCCAAGAGAAGCCCGCAUCUACCGGGCAUCGCCCUGGAACUGACGGCUUUCUCCCCCGACGAUGUCGAAUACUCCAUCAAGGGCAUCGUUCCGAAGUCGCUCAAGGGGGUCGAUUUGACGGUCGAGAGCGAGACCUUGCGCGCUCUCUAUGAGCAGCGGCCCAGCCCGAUGCGCAUCUUGACGUUCCACGAGAUGGAAACCGUCAGACUCGUGCGGAAAUCCUACAUGCCGCGGAGAGUUUCCUUCGGGGACAAUCGCCCACUCCCGCGUGUGGACUUGAUCACGGACGUCAUCCUGCGCAGACAGACGCAUGCCAGCUUCUUCCUCCCCUACGUCCAACACAUCGUCGCCGCCCUUCCCAGCCUUGCCUCCCUGGCCUACGAGCCCCACGGCCAUGCGCCUGACUUUUUUCCACACAUGCACCUUAGGAUGCUCGUGGGAAUGGCGAACAGGAUGGCCAUGUGCCCCAGACGCUUGCAGAUCUUUGCACAUGGUCCCGGACUCUACGGCCAAGACUCUCAUGGCAUGCAGACGGGCGAAGUAGAUGGUUCCCUGGGUCGUCUACUGGGAGACAUCACCCAGAACGAUAGACCAGAGGAAAUUGCAAUCUCCUUCGUCGUCGACGCCAGAGACUUUCUCUGGGACUUUAGAGAAGCCCAGAUCAACCGGCCCCUGUCGAAGCUGGGAUGGCCCAACCUCACCUCCCUGGUGCUGACCUCACCCGCCAUGUCGCCGCACAGAAGCGACGAGAUAUCUCCUCUGCUGGAGACAGCCGCCCGCGCCGCACGCCACAUGCCGAAGCUAAGGGUCAUGGAGCUGUACUACGUGGACAAGGGCCACCAGGCCAUCUUCACCUACACCACCCACGGCAAGGGAGCGGACAGCAUCGUUCGCUGGCACAGCACAUGGUGGAGAAUGUCGCCUGCGCUCCACGGCGAAUGGAAGCAGGUUGCGGCGGUUCACGGCGCAAAGGGGCUGAGCUACAAGGUGUUUUUGAUGGCGAAGGAUCGUAUCAACUGGGCUGGCAGCGUGGUCUCGCUGCUUCACACGCGCAGGACAGUCGUUCAUUCGGUUACGUAUGGGAACAUGAUGGAUGGGCUGAAUGACGUUUGA